This is a messenger RNA of Micromonas commoda, 1608 nucleotides long. RefSeq lists its product with no specific name. NCBI's taxonomy places the organism in Eukaryota, Viridiplantae, Chlorophyta, Mamiellophyceae, Mamiellales, Mamiellaceae. Bases 1 to 1608 code for a protein of 535 amino acids. Gene Ontology annotation, molecular function: ATP-dependent protein folding chaperone; ATP binding; ATP hydrolysis activity. The record is from RefSeq and is a predicted model, not a curated record. Gene Ontology annotation, cellular component: chaperonin-containing T-complex. The transcript has a single exon. Gene Ontology annotation, biological process: protein folding.
AUGGUCGCCGUCGCCAAGCCCGGCUCGACCGGCACCAAGGCCGGUGAGCGCUACUCCGACAACAAGCUCAAGCAGGACAUUCGCACGUCCAACAUGGGCGCGGCGAAGAAGCUCGCGGACGCCAUCCGCACCUCCCUCGGUCCGAGGGGGAUGGACAAGAUGCUCGUGAGCGGGAACAACGACGUGACCAUCACCAACGACGGCGCCACCAUCUUGAACAAGAUGGACGUGGCCCACCCCGCCGCGAAGAUGCUCGUCGAGCUCGCGAAGUCGCAGGACAUCGUCGCCGGCGACGGCACCACCUCCGUCACCGUCCUCUGCGGAUCCCUCCUCAACAAGUGCAUCGGCCUCCUCAACAGGGGCGUGCACCCCACCGUCAUCUCGGACGCCAUGGGACUCGCGUGCGACAAGGCCUGCGAGAUCCUCCAGGAGAUGGCCAUCCCCCUCGACAUCGAGGACCGCGGGGCGCUCAUCAAAGCCGCGACCACCUCCCUGGGAUCCAAGGUUGUCGCGCAGUACUCCAACGUCUUGGCGCCCAUCGCGGUUGACUCGGUGCUCAAGAUCAGGGACCCGGAGAGGCCCGAGAUGGUGGACCUGAAGGACAUCAAGAUCCUUCGCAAGUCGGGCGGAACCAUCGACGAUACCGAGAUGGUCGAUGGACUCGUGCUCGAUUUGAAGUCCAGUAAGGCUGCGGGCGGUCCCACCAAGGUUGAGAAUGCUAAGAUCGCGCUGAUCCAGUUCUGCAUCUCGCCGCCCAAGACGGACAUGGAAAACUCGGUCGUGGUGAGCGACUACCAGCAGAUGGACCGCAUCCUGAAGGAGGAGCGCAACUACAUCAUCUCCAUCAUCAAGAAGAUCAAGGCAAGCGGGUGCAACGUCCUGCUGAUCCAGAAGUCCAUCCUGCGCGACGCCGUCACCGACCUGUCCCUCCACUACCUGGCCAAGGCUAAGAUCCUGGUCGUCAGGGACGUGGAGCGCGAAGACGUCGAGUUCAUCUGCAAAACCGUAGGCUGCCAGCCCGUGGCGAACGUCGAGCAGCUCACUCCGGAGAAGCUCGGCCACGCGGAUCUGGUGAAGGAAGUCGCGUGCGGCGGCGAGAAGGUUGUCAAGGUGACCGGCAUUCAGAACAUGGGCAAGACCGUGUCCGUGCUCUGCCGCGGCUCCAACAAGCUGGUCAUCGAGGAGGCGGACAGGUCGCUGCACGACGCGCUGUGCGUGAUUCGAUGUUUGGUGCAGAAGAGGUUCCUCAUCUGCGGCGGCGGCGCGCCCGAGGUGGAGGUGUCCCAGCAGCUCGGUAAGUGGUCCAGAACCCUGUCCGGCAUGGAGGCUGUGUGCGUGAAGGCGUUUGCCGAGGCGCUGGAGGUGAUCCCCUACACCCUCGCGGAAAACGCGGGUCUGAACCCAAUCGAGAUUGUCACCGAGCUGAGGAACAAGCACGCCACCACCGGCAACGCCAACUUCGGCAUCAACGUGAGAAAGGGAACGAUCACGAACAUCCUCGAGGAGGACGUGCUCCAGCCCCUGCUGGUGUCCACUUCCGCGCUCUCCCUGGCCACCGAGUGCGUCCGCAUGAUCCUCAAGAUCGACGACAUCUGUCCGGUGAGGUGA